UUUGGUGGAGGCGCUCCUCCUGCUGCCCCGCCCAGUAGGUUUGUUCGUACCAAUUCUUCCACACCCUAUCUCCCUCCUCCUUCUCCUCGCCCCGCCUUUCCCCUCCCUUCUCCUCAGCUCCUCUAGUUCCUUCCCCGCCUCGCCGCCUUCCACGAUCUCGCGAGACUGGGCCCAGAACAUUGCGGAUCGGGUCGGCGCCAUUUUGGGACUGAGACUGGUCGUGGGGGAGGGAAAAGCGGCAAAAGGGGAUUAUUCAAAGUACCGAAAACCUCCUCCCGGGAUCGAGCGCAGCGGCACCCCCAGGCCAGGGGCACCUCUGGUGUCGCAGAAGGUGAUUGAAUUACUCAGAUAUGAAGAUCAUCUUCUAGGUUUUGUGUAAAAAGGCCCCGGAUAUUUCAAGUGGCCAUUUUGGAAUUACAAUGUUUCUGGAUAAUUUUGCCCCAGAAGUUUAUUAAAAUUGGCAAGAAUCAUCUCUGAAGUGAAUUGAUAGUAGUGAACAAUUCUACAAGCUUUAAAGAGACCCAGGCAUUUCUUCAGUAUUUUGGUUCAGACGGAUUAUAUAACUGGUUAAAGUAUUUCAGCUGGUGGUAUUUUUGCCUCCCCCCCACCCCCCAAUCCCUCCCCUGUUGUUGGUGUUCUUCAGCCAGAACUGUAAGAUAUGUUUGAUUUGUGUACUGAGUAGUUUCUCUGCAGUUUCAAAUUACUGUUUAAAUAUUGCUGAAGUUUCAUGGCAGUUUAUUUUUACCUUUAUUUAAAGUUUUAGGAAUUUUUGACCUCAGCCCUUUUCAUGUCACAAUGGGACAGCUUUUCUAAAUGAAGACAUUGAACGAAUACAGAGUUUUUUUGCUUUUAUCUUUUAUUUACAUGGAAAUUUAAGAUGUUGCAGUUUCCCAGCAGCAUGGUAGUAUUGAGAUAGCUGUGUGUCUCUGUUUAUGCUGAUGUUUAGGAAUGCUCUUCAGAUGUGAAAUUUUCUUUUUGUUUUUGCUUUUUGGCUCGUAAAUUGGAUAUUUCAUCUGGAGUGGAUAAGUACAACAGUGACAAGUACAUGGAAUAAUAAAGAAGACUUUAAAAUCUUAAAUCCAAGGAACUUGGCUAAUUCUGGAGAUAACCAUAUGAAAACUUUAAAACAGAAGUAUGGGUAGCUGACUGAAGUAACUCUAUGUCAAGUAGCCAUAGGUUAAGUAUCUUCAAAGAACUUGGAUUUUAUUUCAGAGGAUACAAAAUAAAAAAACAAACUGGAAAACAUAAAGAUUACAGAGAAAAACCCAACACCUUCCUGUGCAGUCCUGUUGGAAUUUCUGAACUGAGUCAUCGCUGGGAUUUUACAUUGUUAUAGCAGUGUUUUCUCACACACAUGGUUUAAGAAAACACAUAGGGUAAACCAGUCAUCUCUUGCUGCAAGGUUAUUUUACUUGAUGGAGAAGAUUAGAGUUGCUCCAGGGGACUGGAUUAAUAAAUUCUUUUGGGAGGCUCUGCUUUGAGGGACUUGCCAUGAGGUGUUGAAGCCUUGUUUCGCUGAGUUGGAGAGACUGGACCUAAAUGGCGCAGCAUGACUUUGCUCCAGCCUGGCUUAAUUUUCCUACCCCACCAUCAUCAACAAAGUCGUCACUGAAUUUUGAAAAGCAUUCUGAAAACUUUUCAUGGACAGAAAAUCGUUAUGAUGUGAAUCGUCGACGACACAACUCUUCAGAUGGCUUUGAUUCUGGAAUUGGACGUCCUAAUGGAGGUAACUUUGGAAGGAAAGAAAAAAAUGGAUGGCGUACACAUGGAAGAAAUGGUACUGAAAACAUAAAUCAUCGAGGGGGAUACCAUGGUGGAAGUUCCCGUUCUCGUAGCAGUAUUUUCCAUUCUGGAAAAAGCCAAGGCCUACAUGAAAACAGCAUACCUGACAGUGAAACGGGGAGGAAAGAAGACAAGAGAGAACGCAAACAGUUUGAGGCUGAGGAUUUUCCAUCUUUAAAUCCUGAGUAUGAGAGAGAACCAAAUCAGAAUAAAUCUUUAGCUGCAGGUGUAUGGGGCCUACACGCCCAGACACACACAUACCCAACCAAAAAAAUCUCCCAAGCUCCUCUCUUAGAAUAUCCCCCGAAUCCUAAAUCUAGAACUCAAAGGAUGCUGGUCAUUAAGAAAGGUAAUACAAAAGACUUACAGCUAUCUGGAUUCCCAGUAGUAGGAAAUCUUCAGUCACAGCCAGUUAAGAAUGGGACUGGUCCAAGUGUUUAUAAAGGCUUAGUCCCUAAGCCUGCCGCUCCACCUACAAAACCUACACAGUGGAAAAGCCAAACUAAAGAAAAUAAAGUUGGGACUUCUUUCCCUCAUGAGUCUACAUAUGGUGUCGGAAACUUUAAUACUUUUAAAUCAACUGCCAAGAAUUUUAGUCCAUCAACAACUUCAGUGAAAGAGUGUAAUCGCUCAAAUUCCUCUUCACCUGUUGACAAACUUAAUCAGCAGCCUCGUCUAACCAAACUGACACGUAUGCGCACUGAUAAGAAGAGUGAAUUUUUGAAAGCAUUGAAAAGGGACAGAGUAGAAGAGGAACAUGAAGAUGAAAGCCAUGCGGGCUCAGAAAAGGAUGACGACUCAUUUAAUUUGCAUAACAGCAACAGUACUCACCAAGAAAGGGAUAUAAACCGAAACUUUGAUGAAAAUGAAAUUCCACAAGAGAAUGGCAAUGCCUCGGUAAUUUCCCAACAGAUCAUUCGGUCUUCAACCUUCCCACAAACUGAUGUUCUUUCUAGUUCACUGGAAGCAGAACACAGAUUGUUAAAGGAGAUGGGCUGGCAAGAAGACAGUGAAAAUGAUGAAACAUGUGCUCCCUUAACUGAGGAUGAAAUGAGAGAAUUCCAGGUUAUUAGUGAACAGUUACAGAAGAACGGUCUGAGGAAAAAUGGUAUUUUGAAAAAUGGCCUGAUCUGUGACUUCAAGUUUGGACCCUGGAAAAACAGCACUUUCAAACCCACUAUUGAGAAUGAUGACACAGAGACAAGUAGCAGUGACACAUCAGAUGACGACGAUGUGUGAAGGAUUUCCUAACAGCUUUAGAAAUUUUAGUGUGAUACAUCUCUCAUACAGUUUGGGGUGAAUUGUAAAAAUGAAGAACUAUAAUUUAUGUAGUAAAAUACCCCAUUAGAAGAUGAUUUUUUUGGGGAACUUCAAUAUGAAGAAAACCAAGAAUGUUGUGUUGGGCUGUGUUGAACAUUAUUUCUUUGUUAAAUGAAUGUUGUAGAAAUGAGGACUUUGGUUGAUCCAACAUUGACUUUCUUCAUCACUGCAGCAUUUCUCUGACUAGCAAUGUGACGAUGUAACAAAUGAGAUUUUCUCAUUUAAUAAUAAAAAAAUUGUGUAAUGUUUUGCAAAGCUUCUGUCUUAAAAUGUCCAGGUCUUAAGAAAAAAGGCAGCUUACACUGUUUUGCUUGCAGAGUCGUAUCUUUUUCGUACAGUGGAAAUCCUCAAGUCCACUUUGUGCGGCUCCCCCCACCCUCACCCCUCACCCCCUGCAAAAAAGGACAAUGUAGCAUGUUGGCUAAAACUGGAGCAAAGUGCACUAAAACAUUAAUUUCCUGAACUCAACUAUUGUACUAGUCACCUUUUAAAACAUAAAUUGCUCUUUAGCCAUUUGUAGUUCAGUAAAUGUUACAGGAAAGACUUGCCACAUUUUCUUCCAAAUUUUAAGAGGUGAUUUUCAAGAGCUUUAUUUGGGUAUGUUGUCAGACCAGGAUUUUCAGAGUUGAUGGAAAAGAAUCUUGUGGGAAAACUUAUUUUGAUAAAUUAUUACACAUGCAGAAAAACUGAUCACACUGACUGGAUCUGUCCACAACAUGAAAAAUAAACUGGAUUUUCAGAA
Molecule: messenger RNA, 3844 nt
Organism: Balaenoptera ricei (Rice's whale)
Lineage: Eukaryota; Metazoa; Chordata; Mammalia; Artiodactyla; Balaenopteridae
Gene: GPBP1
Product: GC-rich promoter binding protein 1
Exons: 15
Coding region: 1540-3021 (493 amino acids)
Biological process (GO): positive regulation of DNA-templated transcription; DNA-templated transcription
Cellular component (GO): nucleus
Molecular function (GO): DNA binding; RNA binding
Source: RefSeq, a predicted model, not a curated record